AUGGCCACCUUGCCGCUGACAUUGAGAAGGCUCCGCCUCGCGACCGUCACGUUGGCGACCUUCCCGACGCUGCCAAAGCUCCAGAAACUGGAUCUGUGGUCAGUGGCCUUGACGAACGACGCUUUUGCAAGCAUCAUGGCACUGCUCACAUCAUCCGACUCGCUCGAACGGCUCAACCUCGCGGACGCGGACUUACCCAAAGAUCAGCUGGAAACGAUUCUGUACGCGCUGCCACGUAUGCUUGUGGUCGCCGUGCUUUUCCUCGUGCGAAACACGCAGCGUAUUUGGCUGGACCUAAACGGCGACAACUCGCUGGACCUGGCAAUGUGCCAGCGCCUUUUGGCAGCCUUUCGUGCGACGUCGCGGAUGGAAUUGGGCUUUUACGGCGAAGACAAGCCACUUGUCCACGACGCCGACGUCACACGCUACGCUGCGUUGCACGGCAUCGAGUUUGCCAAUUGGUGCGCCAUGGCUGGCGCCAGCGCGAUAUCGCUGUGUGCGUCGCUCAAGUCACUGGCGCUCGAGUUUCGCCACUAG
This is a messenger RNA of Saprolegnia parasitica CBS 223.65, 537 nucleotides long. RefSeq lists its product as hypothetical. Bases 1 to 537 code for a protein of 178 amino acids. The transcript has 3 exons. Lineage: Eukaryota; Oomycota; Saprolegniomycetes; Saprolegniales; Saprolegniaceae. The record is from RefSeq and is a predicted model, not a curated record.